AUGCCUCCUUUCACUCCCUAUUAUGCUGUGGUAUUUGUCAGCAAAAUGAAUGAUCUAAGUGACGAAGAUGCAAAGGAAUAUGAAGAGCUCGCUACUCGCAUGAGCGAUUUGGCCACGACGCAAUCUGGUUACUUGGGCGUGGAUUCCGUGAGAGAUGAAAGUAAGAAGGGAAUAACGGUUUCAUAUUGGGCUGAUUUGGAUAGUAUCAGACAUUGGAAGCUCAACUCGGAUCAUACAAUGGCCAGAAAUCAGCGUGCAAGGUUUUAUCUGUACUGCUCGACUAAGAUCACAAAGGUUGAGCGUGCAUACGACUUCUCAAACUGA
Messenger RNA from Clavispora lusitaniae ATCC 42720, 324 nucleotides. RefSeq lists its product as uncharacterized. NCBI's taxonomy places the organism in Eukaryota, Fungi, Ascomycota, Pichiomycetes, Serinales, Metschnikowiaceae. The record is from RefSeq and is a predicted model, not a curated record.